Molecule: messenger RNA, 1520 nt
Organism: Trichoderma harzianum CBS 226.95
Lineage: Eukaryota; Fungi; Ascomycota; Sordariomycetes; Hypocreales; Hypocreaceae
Exons: 3
Coding region: 459-1340 (293 amino acids)
Cellular component (GO): membrane
Source: RefSeq, a predicted model, not a curated record
AAGGAAUUAGUAUCAUGGGUACAUGACCCUUUAGACAGACUUCUCAAGAAAGCCUUGGGGAGAUACGCGUACAUGGAAAAUCCUACGGAGCACUUCAUAGAGUUUCGCCAAUCCCAGACUCAACAAUACGCCUAUCCACGUAUACGGAGAAUUCGACUUACGAGGAGGCCGCAGACAAGAGCCGCCAACGAGGUGAACUGCGGACCAAAAGACCCUUUCGUUUGCUUUUUGAGUUGACACUCUAGGUUUGACUACCAGUGGCGCUGUGCCGGGAGUGGAGAUGGGAGAAUCAGGUUGUCGAACAACGGAUACAUCCUUUGCAUUUAAAUGUAGCAAUAGGUCCUUUCUAUCUUUUUUUUUUUUUUUGACUCCAAGCACUUCUUCAUCAAUUCUUCAAGCACCUCUAGUUUGUUUCCUUUAUUAUACCCUACUGCACGUUACAUUGCCUUUAAAUCACCAUGAGCAGCACCGUCUGCGACCCGAACUGGCAGCAUGCCACGUUUGCUUACUACCGAUACCACCCUUCUCUGGGUGCCGCCAUUUUGUUUUGCAUUCUGUUCUUUUUAUCUGGCGUCUUCCACUUUAUACAGAUGUGGAAGACAAGGAGUUGGUAUUUGACUCCAUUGGUAAUCGGCUGUUUUUUUGAGUUUAUUGGCUUCGCUGGUAGAGCUGGGUCUGGAGUCCAAGACGUUGGCUGUUGGACUCUGGGGCCAUACCUUAUCCAGAGCAUGUUUAUCUUGCUUGCGCCAGCAUUAUUCGCGGCUUCUAUCUACAUGAUUCUCGGUCGAAUCAUCCUCCUUGUCGAUGGACAAGAACAUUCGAUCAUUAGACCACAAUGGUUGACUAAGAUAUUCGUAACUGGAGAUGUUGUUUGUUUCCUCAUGCUGGCUGGAGGUAGCGGGAUUCUAGCCACGGCAAAGAACAAUCCAUCCAUGUCCCACACCGGCAACAACGUCAUUAUUGGAGGCCUUGUGCUGCAAUUAAUCUGGUUCGCCAUUUUCGUCGUCGUCGCAGGCGUGUUCCACUAUCGAAUGCGGUCGAUCCCAACGGCUCGCUCACAACAACCAGAGGUCCGCUGGCAAGUCUACCUCCAGACUUUAUACGUUUCUGCUAUCUUGAUAAUCAUUCGAAAUCUAUUCCGUGUUAUCGAAUACGUCGAAGGAAAUGAUGGGUAUCUGCUUUCCAGGGAGACCUUCAUUUACAUUUUUGACGCUCUCCCAAUGCUGGUCAUUGUAUUUUGGCUCCACUGGAGACACCCGGGAGAGAUUGGCUUAUUGAUGCGUGGCGAGAAGUCGUUCAAGAAUGGAUUCCAACUGAUCAAUGUCGGAAGCCGAGCCUGAGCAUAAAAGAACGAGAACGCGUCGUGGAUCGGAGACCAUUCGGAAUCAAUUUUGAUUCAAAUGAUCGAGAUCGAGUUCAGGGCUUAUUACAGCAAUGCAUCGGAAAAUAAUAUUUCAUAUCGUGUCUAUCAUUUUAAUUGUUAUUAGUCUAUAGAGUUAGCUACCCCUGUUAUCAUCGCG